This is a messenger RNA of Lolium perenne, 1469 nucleotides long. RefSeq lists its product as uncharacterized. The record is from RefSeq and is a predicted model, not a curated record. Lineage: Eukaryota; Viridiplantae; Streptophyta; Magnoliopsida; Poales; Poaceae.
AGACGCCAAACCCAAUACCGCCAUGAGAAGAUCAAAUCUAAUCCCUCUCUAUUUAUGUAUGUAUAUGCACACUGCUCCUCCGUCAACACUAAGCCACUCGUGAUCGAACCUGCUUUCCCGUCGUCGCCAGGAUCAUUUCUUCCCGUUCUGUGCAUUGCGAGGAGAAGGAGUUGGUCGGUUGCUGGGUAGGAAGAAGAAGAAGAAGAUGCAAGAGGCGUCGUCGUCUUCCUCUCUUCCGGCGUUGAGCAGCGCCUACCAGCCUCUCCCGUCGCUCUACCUCGGGUUCCUGGCGAUAUGGGCGGCGUCGGGGCUCUCAUGGGCCUUCAGCUCUUGGAGGAACCGUCACUUCCAGGCUAAUAACCUCCAGUGGAUCCUGGCCUUGGUCCCCUUGAUCAAGGCUCUGCAAAUGGCACUCUCAUUUCUCUUCUGGUACUCGUGUGUCAACCUUCAGACAUGCUCGCUGUGGAUGUCGUUCGGCGUGUAUGUGACGGGGAUCCUCUUCCAGACCGCCUCCUUCGUCUCCUUCAUGCUCAUCUCGCACGGCUACUGCAUCAUGUACGAGCGACUCUCAAUCAGGGAGAGACGCACAACUGCCGGUCUCGGGUGCCUACUCUACCUCAGCCUCAUCGGUUACAAAGCAGCAGUCCCUUACUUCACAGGUUUUCUUCUGAUCAACUACUUCGCGUCGUUUUACAUCAUAUUCCGCCGGACGUCGCAAUGCCUGCUGGUUCUGCGUGAGCAGCUGAAUUUUGUAGAGGAGGAAGACAUCCAUUCACUCCAUGGGACACUGAGCACAAAGUACACAAUGUUCAAGAGAUUUCAGGGUGCAAUGCAGGUGGCAGCAGUGGCAUUCAUCAUGGUGUACAUGAGAGCUGAUGAUACGCCAGAUAACUACUGGUUCCGCGUGUUGGUCCGUGAGUGGGUUCAGUUCUGCAUCUUCAUGUACAUUGGGUGGAACUUCAGGAUCCCUGAAGCAUCACUCCAUCUGCCGGUCAUGCCCCUGAUGAAAUCAAACUGGGAGAUCGCUAUGCCCCCCAUUUACAGCGUGGAAAUGGAUGCAGCAGAUUUCAGAGGCCUCGUCUCAGAUCAAUGGCAUGUCGGAGUGAGGACUCCGUAUACCGACUCGUGCUGUUCUUCGCAACCGUUGCUGGUGCUAGUUCAGAAUCCAAGCCCGAAGGUUUCCCGUGCCACCACAGCCAGUCAGGCGCACCUUCAGGGUUAAGCUGAACCCACAAACAAGGUUCAUUUCUCACGGGAGACGCAGAAGAUGACAUCGAUCGACCAACUGCCUGUUCCGGAAACCGGCCGCAGAAGCAGUUGAGUUGCAACAGAGAAAUAUUGGAUGUCUCGGUGCAGUAGCUUCACCCUACUUUGGAAACUUGUUAGCACUAGGAAAGAGUCCGCGGUUCUCUGUACACUGAAAAACAGACACUUUUUUGCGCCACAGGGUUUCUUUUUCCUUAUUCAAA